This is a messenger RNA of Triticum aestivum (bread wheat), 1839 nucleotides long. RefSeq lists its product as uncharacterized. The transcript has 2 exons. NCBI's taxonomy places the organism in Eukaryota, Viridiplantae, Streptophyta, Magnoliopsida, Poales, Poaceae. Bases 174 to 1568 code for a protein of 464 amino acids. The record is from RefSeq and is a predicted model, not a curated record.
GUCACGACGACGACACCAUCCACUGAUCUAGAGUCUCUUGUCCGAUUACGACUAGACGCAGGCGGAUUAGAUCAGAAAUUCAGAAUACGGCUAGAGGCUGCUAGCCAGGUGACCUGGAUCAAAUAUAUUGGCAGCAGCUAGUGCAUGCAGGAUCAGCGGUUGAUUCAUGGGAGAUGGAGGCCAGCGAUGGGGCGAGGUGCGGCGGCAUCACGGAGACCUUCGGCACGGUGGAAGAGCGGCUUCUGCGGCUGGAGGUGGUGGUGCUGGCGAGCGCGCUGGUGCUGUCGUCGCUGGUGCUCUACGGCUCGACCCAGCGGCGGAGCAGCGACCGGGUGCUCCGCGGCGUCAUGUGGAUCGCCUACUCGCUCUCCUACGUCGUGGUCACCUACGCCGUCGGCAUCAUCCAGGAAGGCCCCUUCCACGGCCAGACCUUCGUGCUCUGGGCCUCCGCGCUGCUGCUCAUCCAGGCCAGCGCGUACGCGGCGCCCGUGCACAGCCGCCGCGACGUCGACCAGCGCAAGAAGCUGCUGCUGCAGCACGCCCUCCAGACGGCCCUCGUGCUCUGGCUCAUCCUCAAGGCCAUCGGCGCCAACACCAGCUACCGGGCGGCCAUCUGGGCCUUCUGGAGCCUCAGCGUGCUCAAGACGGUCGCCAAGAUCGUCGAGAUGGUCCGGUCCAGCCUCCCGGACCCGUCGGUGAAACGCCGAGUACAUGGACGUCGAGCAGUUCCUCGCCGCCGACCAGCUGCCGGCCGACCCCAAGACCAUGAAGGGGUACAAGUACCUCUUCCACGGCGAGGAGGCCAUUCAGCAUCAACAGCAGUUGAGCCACCAAUAUCGUCCUUCCCAGGACAAGAUACUGAUGACGACGACGACCAGCUCGAUGCUGACGAGGACGACGAGCUCGAUCCUGACGGCGACGAUGAGCUCCGCCUCCCCCAAGGUGAAGGGGGUCGUCACGAUCGAAGUAUACCAGUGAAUCGAUCGUCACGGAUACAGCGACGUCGAGAGGGACGUGGCCAAGGACUUCUGCCUGGCCUUCUCGUUGUUCAAGCUCAGCCUGACCAUCGGGCCGGUGAGGCCGGUCAAGACGAGGUCCAGCGACAUGGGCGUGCGUGUUUCCCAAGGUCAUCGACCAGAUCCUGGUGUGGCACGUGGUCACCACUCGUUUCGACUGGAUUAGCGGUACCACAGGCUCGUGGUAGCCUUCCUGCUGGAGAUGCUGCCGGACCCAAGCAACAACGCCGAGCAGAUCUUCGACACGGCGGUGCAGCAGGCGCGGGACCAGCUCGCCGGCUGCCGGACAACGCGGGACAUACUUGCCCAACUAGAGGAGAUACAGAGCAAGGAGGAGAGUUACCUGGAGGGCGGCAGCCUGUACGAGAGAGCCGGCAGCACCAGCAUUGUCGAGAAGGCUGCGCUGCUCGGCGGGCAGAUCUGGGUGUCCGUGCCAGACGAAGGGCGGCGGUGGAAGGUGCUGGCGGAGUUUUGGGCAGAAUUCAUAGUGUUCCUCCCUCCGUCGGACAACGUGGACAUCCACGCCGCUCGGCGCCGGCGGCGAGUUCAUGACGCAGUUGUGGGCGCUGCUCUCCCACGCUGGAGCGGCCGGGCGGUGCCACGCCGUCGGCACCAAGGACUUGAUGGAGAACGCACUGGGCACCGCUCAUGUGGUUGCCUUGUUUCUCUAGCCGUGUAGGCAUGUAGAUAAGUCGCGUGGUGAAACACAAAGAUGCAACGCGCUCUUUAUUUUAGAAAUUUUUAGUGAAAAGAUUAGCAUCAACCGACUGAUCAAGGCGCUGCAUCCGCCGCUUGAUGCGCCGUUGGAUCAAUUAAAAUAACC